GUCUCAUUAAUUCUCACCCACUAAGUCCCACCCCCUGUCUCUAAUUUCCACCCCCUGUCCCACUAAGUCCCACCCCCUGUCUCAUUAAUUCUCACCCACUAAGUCCCACCCCCUGUCUCUAAUUUCCACCCCCUGUCCCACUAAGUCCCACCCCCUGUCUCAUUAAUUCUCACCCACUAAGUCCCACCCCCUGUCUCUAAUUUCCACCCCCUGUCCCACUAAGGCCCACCCCUUGUCUCAUUAAUUCUCACCCCCGUCUCACCCCUUGUCUUAUUAAUUCUCUCCCACUAUGUCCCACCCCCGUCUCAUUAAUUCCCACCCACCCGUCCCACUAAGUCCCGCCCCACUGCCCAGUUCUUGCCCACAGAUCAGGACACUACAGGCGGGCUGUGGGAGGGGCUAUGAAACAUUACGGCCAUACAGAUAAGACCAAGGUGCAAGCGGAGCCGGCUGGACCCUCCCAGGGGGGCUGGGCAGAAUGGAAGGGGGCUUGAGUGGUGGAUCCAUGGUGCAGCCUCCCAGCAGAGGUAUAAGCCUAGAGUUGGCUCCAUAGGGAGAGCUGUGCCCCUGCCGGGGGGCAUAUACAGAUGGCAUUUAGUUGCUGGGUUCCGCCCAAACCUGUGACCCAUUAUUAGAACUGCCCUCAGGGCUCGGUCACGGUUUGGUUCUGGCAAAUGUGUGAUUUCCAUAUCCCAUUGGUUCAGGUCACACUCACUGUCUCAUAAAUGUACUCCCUGCUCUCUCCCAGUCAGUCUCCUGGGAACCCCCGGCCCCAGGGCUGGCUAUUAUAUUCAUCUGCCCCAGCCUUCUCCUGAGAGCCUGACUCAUCUCAUCUGGGGGUGAGAGUCCGACCCAGCAAAGGUAUCAGCCUGAAGAGGAAGAAGCCAGAGAUGGAGAAUGCAGAAGAGAUGCAGCCUGAGACUGCGGCUCAGCGGGCGGCCCGCCUGCCCCUCAUACACUCCGCCUCCCAGAUACUCUCCUUUGCCUACCAGGACGUCAAGAACCUGCACCCCAUGGUCCGUUAUGUGUGCGGCCUAUCAGAGCGCGGCGUGAAGCUGGCCAGCCGAGUGGCAUUGGCCGGGGCAUCCCCUGUGCUGAACAGAAUGAAGGCCCCCAUUUCCGUGGUGAACAAGGUGGCCCUGCGGGUGGUGGAUGAACUACAGGUGCAACUUCCCGUGCUGGACCAACCGGCCGACGAGGUGGUGGCAGAUUUGCGGGACCAGCUGACUGGCGCAGUGGGCGGAGCCAGGGAUCAGGUGGUUAAUGCCCUGCAGAACGCACAAGAUGGCGCCAAGGGAUUACUAACAGAAGCGCAGGAUGCGGCCCUGUUGGCUGCCACCAUGUUGGGCAGUCUGGGCAUCGGAGAGACACUGCGCCUGGGGGCAGAGAGGGUGGUCUCGCAGGCAGAGACACUGGUUGAUACUUACCUACCGGGGGAGGAGGAUGAGUAUGAAGCAGAGGCAGGGUCGGGGGGCAGCAGCGACGAGGAAGGGGAGGAAGGAGCCGGAUCCGCCAUUUGGCUCGUAGCCAGAACCUGCUUGCUAGUCGGUACCAUUGGAUCCAGAGGGCUGAAGAGGCUGAAUGUGUAUCUGUACUGGGCCUGUACCAUCCUCACCGGAACCCUCGCUCUCCUGCUGAGUGUGCCCUUUAAGCUGGUGAGCCGGUUACAGAGUCUGAUUAGGGGCCUGCUCCUCCCCCAGAUGUCCAAGGAAGAGCCAAAAUCCAGAGCGAGCUUCAAGAAGAAGAUCAACACUCGAUCCAGGCUGGUGAGAUCCCCAAGGAGCAAGAAUCAAGGGGUGUCUCUGUUCCGUGUCUCAGCCAAUGGGAGGCGCAUUAUCUCCGAGUCUGAUGAUGAGAGGCCCCCCCUUGUUAGAUCCAACAGAAGGCAGAGUCUGGAGAGUGGGUUCUACAGGUCCAGGAUUCUGGAAGAUUAGCUUGGUACCUCUUACUGCGUGGGCAGAACCUCAUUGGCACAGUCAGGAACCCUCAAGUACACUGCCCAAUCAGGUCUAGGGGCUAUUAAUAUUUAUCUUGUGCCACCAGGGGCAUCUAUGGGGGUGUCUGUCACUCUGAGCCGGGCAAUGGCUGGUCCUACACCAUGUUCCUAUCACUAUCCUAAUAAACACAUUACUGAUCAUA
Messenger RNA from Xenopus tropicalis (tropical clawed frog), 2139 nucleotides. Its product is annotated as perilipin-2-like. NCBI's taxonomy places the organism in Eukaryota, Metazoa, Chordata, Amphibia, Anura, Pipidae. The record is from RefSeq and is a predicted model, not a curated record. The coding region runs from base 891 to 1934 and encodes 347 amino acids. The transcript has 7 exons. Gene Ontology annotation, cellular component: lipid droplet.